GCUUUCCUGGAAUUCAUUCCGUUUCGGCGGGGCUGUGUGCGAGUUCAGUUCUCUCGCAUCUCCCGUCGUCGGUGUUUGUGCCGUCCGUCCGGUCCGUGGGGGAUUAGCGCUAUCCUAGCCCAAGAAAGAAAGAAAGAAAGAAAAAAGCAUCGCUUCCCCAACGCUGUUUGUUUUGUAGUGUAAGUAACCCGUCCGUACCUGUCCCGUGUAAAGUGUUCCGUAAUCUCGCAACCCAGUUGAGUGAAAUAUGAAUGAAAGCGUCAAUUUCCGAAACAGCCACCAAGCUAUCAGCAGCAUAGACCGUUGCGGCGAGUCGUGUUGAAUGUGGGGCACGGCAACCCCAUGCAAGGGGGCAGUGAAAGGGGAAGAAAAAUAAUAAUAAUACAACGUAUGCAUGCAGCCGAUCCACCGCAUACCAAGAGCCGCGCGCGUUCACUGUCCGCUGGAGUGGUGUGAGUGAAAACGUGUAGUGUGUGGUCCCCCCUACUCGCCUACUGCGCCCAACCCCAUCCGCCGUCGUUUUAUCCAUUUGUUGGUGGGUGUUUUUUUUGCACGCGGCAUCCAAGCAACAACUCCCCCCCCCCGUUGCUCCGUUUGCAUUUUGCUCGCGUGUUCAGUGUGUGCGUGUUUCUGUUGUUUUGUGUAGUGGUCGACGUCGUCGUCAUCGUUCCCGUGGAAUCGGCCUCCCAUUCCCCCCCCCCCCCCUGCACGUAAGAAGAAGAAAAGUCAAGGGGAGCCCGUUCAGGUGCGUCACCCUCGCGGUGUGUACGGUUUUGCUUGUAAAGGUGUGGUGUCCGAGUUUUGUGUGUGUGCGGUGUGUGACUAACCCCAAAAUUUAGGCCCCCAAACAACCGCAACAAAAAAACGGGAAGAAAGCUCAUGUUGGGGAGAUCGCAAGUGAGGCGGAUAAAAAAAAAAUAACAAAUGGAGAAAUAGCUUCACUCUCAACGUGUGUGUGUGCACUUGUGUGUUAGUGUGUAGUUCUUUUCACCGUUUGUUCUGCGGCGUGGCGUUUGUGUGUUGGUACGGUGGAGAAUGGCCGGGGAAAGCAAUUGAGAAGCCGUAAAAAGAAAAAGUAAACAUAAACCAUCCGCGCAUCAUCCCCCAGGUGAGCGCGUGCGUGUAUGUGCUGUUGUGUGUAUGUGAGCCUGUUGAACGUCUUCUUUUUGCCGCUGCUGCUGCUGCAUCGGGAAAUACAAAAGAUCACAUGGUCCGCGUCGAGCGUCGUGACACGGCCCAGUCAACAAUCAUUCUCCAGCAUGCUCGGUCCCUGGCUGUAGCCUCCCAUCCAUGUAGACACUCGAUCUAUGACAGGUCUCACUUCACCUGAUCCAGCCAUCAAGUUCGCUGUGCUCUCCUGCGCCUUAUGCCGAACUGGGGAUCGCUGUCGAACGCCUUCUUGGUCGGGCAUGAGUCCGGUCUCAUGACAUGCCCCAGCCAUCGUAUCAUGCCAGCCUUCGCCACUGUCAGGAUGCUCGGUUCGCCGUACAGUUCAGCAAACUCGGAUGGUCCAGGACUCGUGUCCAUAGAAGAUCACCGGGCGAAUCAAUGUGCGAUAUAUCUCACAUCUCGUGCGAACUCGAAGUCUUCUAGUUUUCAGCAGUCGGUGAAUGCACCGUUUCGUCGCGUCGCAGCAUUCAGUUCCAGUUCGAGCGAUUAGUUCUCCAAAGAAAAACCGGUCAACAAUUCCGUCCUGUUAUCGACGUCAGGGAACCUGGGACAGCUGUAAUUAGUGCUCGUCCCUCUCGGCUGGCGGUUCCUGUGUCUGGCUGGUGUACCUUUUCACCUUGACAAAUCACACCGGACAAGCAGGAAAACCAUCCGCCAAUAGUCAGCGGAGGGGCUAGAGGCGCGGAGUGCGCGGCCGUUUGCCGCAAGAAGCGAGGCGACGAACAACGCGGGGAAAGGAUCAACUCGCAGCGCGCGAGAUGCGACAGCAUUCGCGUGAACAGCUAGCAGCGGCCCGUUACCACCAACACCACCAGCGACAGCAGCAGCAGCAGCGACAUGGCGGGAAUUAAGCCGAACGUUUACGCCGUGAUAGUGACCUCGGUGGGAUUCCUCUGUCUGGUCAUCAGUGCGACAGCCGUCGGCGUGCCGGUAUGGGCGUACUACGAGGGCCGUGGAAUAGAGGAUCGUGGCUAUUUCGGUCCCUGGCAAAAGUGCCAGGUGCUCAGCUAUCGGGAACGGUGCGGUGAUAUUGGACGCUUCAAACCGGACGCCGUCGUGUUCGUGAGCGGACUGCUGGCGGUCGGCGGAUGCGCCCUAUUCGGCAUCUUCUGUAUCCUGAGCAUCAUCCAGAUAGCGAUGAUAUCGUCCCGCGAUCGCGUCUGCAUGAGCUACAAAGCACUCGUCCUGCUCAAGCUGGUCGCCACCAUACUGGCGGCCGGUCUGUCGAUAGCGGCCGCCAUCCUGUUCGCGCUGCAGACCGAUGACUACGCCCGCGGCUACCAGAUCACCCGGGGGAUCUCCUUCUAUCUGCAAAUUCUUGUCACCGCGCUGUCGCUUGCCCUGCUUGCGCUGGCCGCGUACGAUCGCAUCCUGACGAACCGGCCCGAUGGUGAUCCGACGAUGCUGUCGAACGCUACCGCUAAUGGACGAGGAGGAGCAGGGGCUCGCACCGGGUCAACGUACAACAAUCCCGGCUUUCGAGAAACAUCACACAAUCCAAAUGGCAUUGCAGUGACGGAUUCAUCCGGACGGCCGUACUCCUCCGGCAUGAACGGUAGCAUGCAGUCGGUCAACACCACCGUCACGACCGUCUCGAACGGUUCGACGAUCGGGUCCGGGUCGGUGACGAGGACGCCGCUACGAUCGAGCCUUAAGAAGCCCCGCCCGCCCAACUCGACCACGGACGGGUUGGGUAUCCGCAAUCCGGGCUACUCCGGCGGCAAUCAGUCGCCACGGAUGCAGCGCAACGGUAGCGUUAAGAAGGUGCGCAUUCAAACGCACAGCACAGAUGUUUAGUGAAUGGCAAAUUAGUGGGUAAAGAUUGUCAAUCGUCGAACACGAAUAGAGAGAAAGUGAGAGAGAGAGAGCGCGCGCGGGUGAAGACACACACGCACACACGCCCAAUCGCUCUCGGGUCGCUCUUUUCGCGCAUUUUUUCAAACAUUCCGUCCAAUUGGAAACCAUAAGCGUCCAGCUGUAGUAAGCUUACAGAGAAAAACAAGGUACUGAUUUGUAAAUAAUAGUAUUUAUGCGCAAAACUGUCGCUGUCGUUAUGCCGGCGUGUGCUAUCUUCUGAAACGCGGAACAAUCCAUAUUAGCGAUAAUCGAUAAUCGGCAGCAACAAAUCAAUCAAUUGGUAUCGGCAGCAGCACUAUCAAAUCGAAUUUAAGAGUAAGAGUUUAUAAGAGAGAGCGAGAGUGCAAGAAUCGUUAGUGUGUCGACAGUCAGAGGCACACGUGUAGUGCACUAUUUUCUUGCUUUCCUAUCUUAAAUUGUGUGGCAGACCGUUCCACUCACAUCAGGACCAAGUAACACAAUGGAUGCCUUACUUAGGUUGUUCUUAUUGGAAUGUGAAAGUAUUUUAGCAAAGCUCGUUAUUUCAUAUUAGAAAUAGGUUAAUCACCGCGUAAUCUCACGUCCCCAUUUUUCUCCACUUCUUGUUUGUGUGAAAAAUGUUUGCACCCGCUGUUUCGUAGUAUCAAUGAUAGUGUAAAGUAUUGGAUCCCAUUUACCGUCCAUGAUGUUUGUAAGGAUCGAUACCCGCUAAGCGUGAGAGUACUAGAGAGUACUCUAAUUGUGGUACCGGCGCACUUUUCUCACACGCGCAGCAGCCUUACGUUGGGCCAUUUGUUUUAAUUCACUAGCUGGUAAGCGUAGUUUUUAACUUUUCUCUUUAAACACACUACACACAUAUCCUGAGCGUAACAAUUAUUGUGGUCUUCCAAGUUUAUAAGCGUUAAUGUAGUAUCAUCGUUAGAAGCAAACAACACACGUUCCAUUACCAACUUGGCAAUACAUUCCGUCCCGAUGGAGAAGAGUAUUCUUGUUAAAUUAGUUAGCAUAGUUUUUAUUCUCUGUUUCCUGUGUACUCACGUUGUUAUACACUGUCGUUGUUCUCGAUGUUUGGUAGAAGAAUUUUGAAUCAGUUUAACAUUUUUAACAACACCGUCCACUAUGUUUUAAUGUUAAUGGUUUAGGUGUGAGACACCGGUUGCGAGACUGUGCUUUCGCAUCGGAUCUUAUGUCUUAGCCAGGUGUGUACUGUAUUCGCUUGUCUUAAGAGCAAUAGUUUGCAGCUAACUACGAUUCGCUGCUAUCGUGAGAUGUGGUGGACAGUGGAAAGGAUAAAAAAAAUACUGAUCUAGCAAAAUAUUAAAAUAAAAGACAAUGGCAAACACUGGUCAAGAAACAGGCGAAAAGUCGGUAGCAGCAGCACAUAGUAAUGGUAUGUGAAAACGUAUCUCACUGCACAAAGUACGAAUCCUUGACAUAAAAUACUUCCUUUUAUAGGUUUUCUCUAGAAAGAACAUCAGAUGUGUAAGUGUGUCUAGCAAUGAAGCACAGCUUUUGUUUUCUUUUAAAUCGAAGUUAAUAGAAACACACUGUUUAUUUGUAAUUAUCUCUAGCAUGCAAUGUCAGAAAAGGCAAUAACAAACAAGAAAAGGACCACGUGGAAGACAGUAGUGCGUUACUGUGAUUCAUUCAAAAUGAUCAUUCCAAAAUCUGUUUUUUUACUCUUCUAUUCGGUCUAAGUAAGCUUUUCUCUCGUAUUUCCGUUGUGUCGAUUUUUCAGUUGGUUUAAACCGUACCGUGGUGUGUUAGGGCGUAUGAAAAA
Messenger RNA from Anopheles merus, 4786 nucleotides. RefSeq lists its product as uncharacterized. The transcript has 6 exons. The coding region runs from base 2008 to 2967 and encodes 319 amino acids. Lineage: Eukaryota; Metazoa; Arthropoda; Insecta; Diptera; Culicidae. The record is from RefSeq and is a predicted model, not a curated record.